AUGCCUAUCUGGCACGCGAUCUGGGACGUGGCGUGGUUCUGGCGAGCUAAAACCGUGGCAUACUUGUUCGAACUCUCGCCACUCGAAAGAUGGUCAGAAACACUCAACAAGGCGGCCGACUACGACGAGUGGGAUGAGGCAGCCCAUAACCUCGACCGCAUUCUCAACCUCGAUAUGUGGCGCCACAACCCGACGAGUAAGGACUACGACUACCGCCUCAUCAACGAACGGACGCGGCUCAUACAAAACGCCCGCCAGGAGGGUGAUGUCUAUGGGCUCAUCAAUACGCUCCGCACCGGGCUUGUCCGUAAUUUAGGGAACAUUACCAGUGCCAAGUUGUUCAAUUUUUGCUUCUCCGGCACUAAAACCCUCAUCGAAGACUACGUCGAGCAGUAUGUCGAGGCGAUCCAAGAGAUCGCUUUGCUUCCGCCGCCACCUGCCGACGGGGAGUCCCCGAACGUGGAGGAGGUUCCCUCCGAGUACGAGGAUGGCGAGAUCGCGGCGAACGGUAGCAUCGGUGAAAAUGACGUCGGACGGCCCGGCUCUUCUGCCCUGUGCUACCAAAGCAGCAUGGCGACAAAAUUCCUCCAGACGCAGCAUAAACUCGAUUUCAUCACCUCUGCGAGACAGGGGUUCGGACGGAGCGCGCUCGUGCUGCAGGGCGGCGCCAUUUUCGGCAUGUGCCACCUCGGCGUCGUCAAGGCUCUAUUUCUUAGGGGGCUACUCCCACGUAUCAUCGUGGGAACAGCAACCGGGGCUAUGAUAGCGGCGUUGGUCGGGGUCCAUCCCGAGGAGGACCUCCUCCGAUUCCUUACUGGCGACGGAAUCGACCUCUCGGCCUUCGCCGCAAAUGGCAAGGACCCGGCCGCACACAAUGAACAAGUCAUGCAGUCGCCGUGGACGUGGUGGGCUACGCUUCUCAGAAGAAUACGGCGGUUCAGGGAGGAGGGCUAUUUUCUGGACGUCAAAGUCCUGGAAGACUGCGUUCGGGCGAACGUCGGCGAUCUAACGUUCGAGGAAGCGUUUAAUCGCAGCAAGCGGAUUCUCAACAUCACCGUCGUGCCGGCCGGACAAGAGGGUAUCCCAACCCUCCUCAACCAUGUGACAGCGCCUAACGUGCUAGUCUGGACGGCCGCCGUCGCCUCCAACGCCUCGUCGGACGCCUUCUACGGCCGCCGGCAGACCAGGAUCCUCUGCAAGGACGCGCACGGCAACAUCACGCCCUGGGCGCCCGCCGACACGGCCGACUUCCGGCACUGGACGCUGGCCUCGUACACGGACCGCAACGCGCCGCUCCAGCGCGUGUCGGGGCUCUUCAACGUCAACCACUACAUCGUCAGCCAGGCGCGCCCCUACCUGGUGCCCUUCCUCCAGUCCGACAUGCACGGGCCCUCGGCGCGCCUCUUCGCCGGCGGUGGCUUCGGCUUCCUCGCCGGGCUGCGGUCGCUGACGAUGCGCAUGGUGGGGCUCGAGGCCCGGCACCGGCUGCGCCAGCUCGACCGCCUGCGCCUCUUACCGCCAUCGAUCCGGCGGUUCCUGGUGGACGAGCACCUGCCCGGGCCGAGCGUGACGCUGGUGCCGCGGCUGGCGCUGCGGGACUUCGCGCGGCUCAUGGAGACGCCGACGCGCGACACGCUCGAGUACUGGAUCCUGCGCGGCGAGCGCAGCGUGUGGCCCGCCGUCGCCGCCCUGCACGUCCGCUGCGCCAUCGAGAUGGAGCUCGACCGCGCCUACCAGGACGUCCGCCGCCUCAAGGCCGGCGGCCUGCGCCGCAAGGGCAGCGAGAUCGCCCAGGCCCAGGCCCAGGCCAGGGCCCGCCGCGCCGCCGCCGCCGCCGUGCUGGUGGGCGACCGCGACCGUGACCGUGACCGUGAUGGCAACCGCGGAGAUCGGAGUGGGAAUCGAAAUGGGGAUGGCGCCGAUACGCCCGCGGCGGCUUAG
This is a messenger RNA of Chaetomium fimeti, 1941 nucleotides long. RefSeq names its product acyl transferase/acyl hydrolase/lysophospholipase. The record is from RefSeq and is a predicted model, not a curated record. Lineage: Eukaryota; Fungi; Ascomycota; Sordariomycetes; Sordariales; Chaetomiaceae. Gene Ontology annotation, molecular function: triacylglycerol lipase activity. Gene Ontology annotation, biological process: lipid metabolic process. The transcript is spliced from 3 exons. The coding region runs from base 1 to 1941 and encodes 646 amino acids.